AUGGAUUCGGCUGCUCCUUCGCUCCCAUUAAAGGAAGUCAUCCCCUUUAUUGCCAAAUAUUUGGAAAAGGAGGGAUUACAAAAGACCUUGAAGGCUCUCACUAAAGAGGCCUCAAAUGUUGAUUCCUCUAUUGAUCUUGAAAAGGAGGUCACCUUUCCUCUUGAAGGAAUCUUCUGGUUAUGGAAGAAUAACAAAACUAUGGCCGACUUUCAACAAAAGGACGACAGUGGUUCUACUACUGCCUCUGUAAAGAGCGACAGUGAUUCAGAUUCCGCGUCUGAUUCAUCUAGCUCUGAUUCUGAUUCUGACUCUGACUCUGACUCUGAAUCUGGCUCUGGUUCUGGUUCUGACUCUGACUCUGGCUCCGACUCUAGCUCUGACUCCGACUCUGACUCCGACUCUGACUCCAGCUCUGACUCUGAUUCCGACUCGGACUCUGAUUCAGACUCUAGCUCCGACUCUGAUUCUGACACCAAGGCCGAGUCCAAGGCCGAGUCCAAAUCCAAGUCCGAUUCUUCUGACUCUGAAUCCAGCUCUGAAUCAUCAGACUCCGACUCUAGCUCUGAUUCCAGCUCUGAUUCCAGCUCUGAUUCCAGCUCUGAUUCCGAUUCGAGCUCCUCCGACUCUGAUUCUUCCAGCUCUUCUGACUCGAGCUCCAGCUCCGAUUCUGAUUCCGACUCCGACUCCGACUCUGACUCUGAGUCUGAGACCGAGGAAAAAUCUAAAACCUCUAAGAAAAGAUCUAGAUCUGACUCGUCAUCGUCAUCGUCAUCAUCUUCUUCAUCUGACUCAGACUCGAGCUCUUCCAGUUCCGAUGAUGAACCUUCCGCCAAGAAGGUCAAGGGUGACGUAAAGAUCGAGAAAAUCGAAACAGUCGUCGAGGUUGUCUCUUCUACACCAUCAUCCAACGCCAGUCCUGCUCCUGGUGAACGUCAAUACUUUUCUAGAAUCGACCGAUCUAAGAUCAGUUUUGAAGACCACGUUCUGACUGACAACACUUACAAGGGCGCAGCUGGUACCUGGGGAGAGAUGGCUAAUGAGAAAUUGGGUCGUGUUAGAGGUAAGGAUUUCACCAAAAACAAGAACAAGAUGAAGAAGGGUAGUUACAGAGGUGGCUCUAUCACCAUGGCCACUGGAAGUUACAAGUUCACUGAUUAG
Sugiyamaella lignohabitans is the source of this 1158-nucleotide messenger RNA. RefSeq lists its product as uncharacterized. The transcript has a single exon. The coding region runs from base 1 to 1158 and encodes 385 amino acids. The record is from RefSeq and is a predicted model, not a curated record. Gene Ontology annotation, molecular function: protein binding. NCBI's taxonomy places the organism in Eukaryota, Fungi, Ascomycota, Dipodascomycetes, Dipodascales, Trichomonascaceae.